Molecule: messenger RNA, 725 nt
Organism: Helianthus annuus (common sunflower)
Lineage: Eukaryota; Viridiplantae; Streptophyta; Magnoliopsida; Asterales; Asteraceae
Exons: 4
Coding region: 194-514 (106 amino acids)
Source: RefSeq, a predicted model, not a curated record
GCUAGUAAAAAUAAAAGCCCAUAAUCUUUCUGGUAAGAAGUACAAGUGAAGCCCAUACAGCAUCCUUUCAAUCUCUCCAAACAAAUUAACCGGUGUUCUCCGGCACGGUGGCCGGCGGCGGCUACAAGAAGUAUCGAUCUGAAUUCUGAACAUCGAUUACUUGUUUUAAUUACUCACAGCAAACAUCAGAAGUAUGAGCAUGGAGAAGGAAGAACCAGUACUUUUACCUAAACGAAAAGUAUCGUGCACUGUCUGCUUUAAUGCUCUCUGGUUCUGCUAUUCUCCAGUACAUCAAAUGCAACAAUACUAUAGGCUCGGAUCCCUUGAUAAUUGCUCUGGAAAGUGGGGUGCUCUUGUUGAUUGUUUAAAACUCAAAACAAAAAGUUCUCAAGAAGUCUCGGAAAUUCUUGAAACCCGAGAGAAAGAGAAGACACACAUUUGGUCUUUUAGAACACCGGAGGAGGCUGCGUCUCAUUGGAACAAACUGUUUGGACAUUUAGAUAAUGAUAAAUGAGAUGUCAUAACACUUGCACCUCAUCACUGGCGUUUAAUUUCGUAUCAGAACUCGUUAUAGGAAUGAAUUAAGGAAGAGAGAUGACUUGCCAGUUAUCUCGAAUAAGAAAUUUGUAGCCAUAUUUUUGCUAACAGAGUGAUUUUAUUUUACAUAUGUUAUUUAUUAGAUAAACUUUAAAUGCUGAUAAAAUUUGUAGCAAUAUUUUUGCUAA